Molecule: messenger RNA, 4546 nt
Organism: Talpa occidentalis (Iberian mole)
Lineage: Eukaryota; Metazoa; Chordata; Mammalia; Eulipotyphla; Talpidae
Gene: PCIF1
Product: phosphorylated CTD interacting factor 1
Exons: 17
Coding region: 453-2576 (707 amino acids)
Cellular component (GO): nucleus
Molecular function (GO): mRNA (2'-O-methyladenosine-N6-)-methyltransferase activity; RNA polymerase II C-terminal domain binding
Source: RefSeq, a predicted model, not a curated record
UGCGCACUUUGCAAGUCCUUGGACACCGCCCCGCUGGGUCGGAGGGUUCUGAUUGGUGCAUUACCGAGAUGCUCCCGCCCCCUCUUCCUCCAAUCCCGGCGUCGGACCCCGUGGCUUCUGGCGGGUUCCUCCUGUUGCGCGGAUACGGUUGUUUGUUCUUCGGCUGCUCGGCACCUCCGACUGCGGCGUGCGCGGGGCCCGGAAGCCACAGGAGAAAUAAAAAUGUUGGCUUAUUAAUAGCAGCGAUCGCUUAUUGAGACUGUUGAUGCAAGGAACCUUAUGGACCCGUCUUUGCUCUGCUGCUGACCAGCCCACCCACCUGUGCCUAGCCUUCUUGCAGGCCUCCUACCUGUGUCUGUGGGACCUUGUGACGUGGAGUUCCAAGCAGCCGGAGAAGAAAACCCUCUCAUGCUAGCAUUGCAGACCCCAGAGGGUCCGGUGUGGGUGCUGAGAUGGCCAAUGAGAAUCACGGCAGCCCCCGGGAAGAAGCGUCCCUGCUGAGUCACUCCCCAGGGACCUCCAAUCAGAGCCAGCCCUGUUCUCCAAAGCCCAUCCGCCUGGUGCAGGACCUCCCAGAGGAGCUGGUGCAUGCGGGCUGGGAGAAGUGCUGGAGCAGGAGGGAGAACCGUCCCUACUACUUCAACCGAUUUACCAACCAGUCCCUGUGGGAGAUGCCCGUGCUGGGUCAUCAUGAUGUGAUUUCGGACCCUUUGGGGCUGAAUGCGACCCCACUGCCCCAAGACUCAAGCUUGGUGGAAACCCCCCCGGCUGAGAACAAGCCCCGAAAGCGGCAGCUCUCGGAAGAGCAGCCCAGCGGCAACGGUGUGAAGAAGCCCAAGAUUGAAAUCCCUGUGACACCCACGGGCCCGUCGGUGCCCAGCUCCCCUAGUGUCCCAGGAACCCCGACGACGAAAAUUUGGGGGACAUCCCCUGAAGAUAAACAGCAGGCAGCUCUCCUCCGGCCCACUGAAGUGUACUGGGAUCUGGACAUUCAGACCAACGCUGUCAUCAAGCACCGGGGGCCUUCAGAGGUGCUGCCCCCACAUCCUGAGGUGGAGCUGCUUCGCUCCCAGCUCAUCCUGAAGCUUCGGCAGCACUAUCGGGAGCUGUGCCAACAGCGAGAGGGCAUUGAUCCCCCCCGGGAAUCUUUCAACCGCUGGAUGCUGGAGCGCAAGGUUGUGGACAAAGGCUCUGACCCCCUGUUGCCCAGUAACUGUGAGCCAGUGGUGUCACCGUCCAUGUUUCGAGAAAUCAUGAAUGACAUUCCCAUCAGGUUAUCCCGAAUCAAGUUCCGGGAAGAAGCCAAGCGCCUGCUUUUUAAAUAUGCAGAGGCCGCUAGGCGGCUCAUCGAGUCCAGGAGCGCAUCCCCUGACAGCAGGAAGGUGGUCAAGUGGAAUGUGGAGGACACGUUCAGCUGGCUUCGGAAGGACCACUCAGCCUCCAAGGAGGACUAUAUGGACCGCCUGGAGCAUCUGCGGAGGCAGUGUGGCCCCCAUGUCUCGGCUGCAGCCAAGGACUCCGUGGAAGGCAUCUGCAGCAAGAUCUACCACAUCUCGCUGGAGUAUGUCAAACGGAUCCGAGAGAAGCACCUUGCCAUCCUCAAGGAAAACAAUAUCCCAGAGGAGGUGGAGGCCCCGGAGGUGGAGCCCCGCCUGGUGUACUGCUACCCAGUGCGGUUGGCUGUGUCUGCACCCCCCAUGCCCAGCGUGGAGAUGCACGUGGAGAAUAACGUGGUCUGCAUCCGGUAUAAGGGGGAGAUGGUCAAGGUCAGCCGCAACUACUUCAGCAAGCUGUGGCUCCUUUACCGCUACAGCUGCAUUGAUGACUCUGCCUUUGAGAGGUUCCUGCCCCGAGUCUGGUGUCUUCUCCGACGGUACCAGAUGAUGUUUGGCGUGGGCCUGUAUGAAGGCACAGGCCUGCAGGGGUCGCUGCCCGUGCACAUCUUCGAGGCCCUCCAUCGACUCUUCGGCGUCAGCUUCGAGUGCUUUGCCUCGCCCCUCAACUGCUACUUCCGCCAGUACUGCUCCGCUUUCCCCGACACAGAUGGCUACUUUGGCUCCCGAGGGCCCUGCCUGGAUUUCUCCCCGCUGAGUGGUUCCUUUGAGGCCAAUCCUCCGUUCUGCGAGGAGCUCAUGGACGCCAUGGUCUCUCACUUUGAGAAACUGCUUGAGAGCUCAGUGGAGCCCCUGUCCUUCAUCGUGUUCAUCCCCGAGUGGCGGGAACCCCCCACCCCGGCGCUCACCCGCAUGGAACAGAGCCGUUUCAAACGCCACCAGCUGGUCCUGCCUGCCUUUGAGCACGAGUACCGCAGCGGCUCCCAGCAUGUCUGCAAGAAGGAGGAAAUGCACUACAAGGCCGUCUACAACACAGCGGUGCUCUUCCUACAGAACGACUCUGGCUUUGUCAAGUGGGGGCCAACCCCCGAGCGGCUGCAGGAGCUGAGUGCUGCCUACCGACAGUCAGGCCGCAGCCACGGCUCCGGCUCCUCCAGCUCUACCGGCUCUUCCUCCUCCGAGACCAAGGACCGGGAUUCAGGCCGUGAGCAGGGCCCUAGCCGUGAACCUCACCCCACUUAACACAUCCCGCGGGGAGGAAGAGCCCCAGGGUGCUGUUCCGGACUGCUGGGACUCGGGCUUCUUGGAGCUGAGCAGACCCCAGGGCCCUCCCCCUGGGGUGGCAGCAGGACUCAGGCUGCCAAAGACAUAGGAAGACGACAGCUCUGCCAGGGCUUCCUCCCUGCCCCACCCCCAACUGCCCACCUCAGACUCACUCCAAGACCCCUGUAAAUAGGCCCCAGAGACCUCCCUCCUUCCCCUCCAUCCUGUUGCCACCUUGUUUCAUUUGUAAAAGGAAAUACAGAAACGGCCCCAAGAAUGUGUGAAGGUCUUGAGGGCAGAGAAAGCUGAGGAACCUGGAGUACUGGGACCACUCCCCACUCCACCCAGGCUCACCUUCUCAUGACCCUGGGGCCUUCACACCAGCAGGACUUCAGUGUCUACUGCUCACUGGUUGUCCCCACAGCUGGGUCCCUAGGGACCUCCCGGCAUCAUCUACCUGGCAAGCCCCAAGACCCCACAGCUGGGCCUGCAGGGUGAGCACGAGGAGUGGCCUCUAGCUCUCUAGUAGGCGCUGGAGGCCUGCGGGCCCUGGAGCCCCUACAGUGAAGGGCAGCCAGGCAUGUGUACCAGCAGAGUUGAUCACCAAGAGGAAGAGCAGUUAAGUACCUGCCACGGACUUUGGGGUGCAGCCUCACACACCUGACUGCUCCCACUCUCUGAAGCCCUCUGCAGGGAGCAGGUGCUCCUCUGGUGCCCAGGAGAUGAAGUGGGGUCUAAAGGUGCUCAGUGAGGUUCUCACCAUCUCAGCCAGCGUUCCCAGCAUCAGGCCUCUGCCCAAGGGUCUGCCCUGCUAUUAGGCCACGGUCCUUAGCGGUGGUGGGGCCAGUCGCACUGGGACCAGGCAGCCUUCACUCACCCACCCUCUGGGCUCCUUCCUGCUUCCGAGCCCUUGCCUGGUUCAGGCUUUAGCAGCAAGUGGACAAAGUAAGCCAGCCAGGGCUGGACUCUGGUCCCUUUAUUGAGACUGAGGGUCCAUCCAAACAAAAAUAAAUUUCUCUCCCAAAGCCUGCCUGCAGGCUGGGGCACCCAGCAUGUCCUGGCUGGGGCCCAUGACUCCCUUCACCCCGGUGGCACAGGCCUGGCUCCCCUGGACACCAGGAUGCUGGCUGUCCGGUACCGGGAGACCCUAGGUGGAACAGGGAGGCAGCUCCCAGUGGGCUCCCCCCGCCCUCCAGCAGGACUGGCCCCGAUAAUCCAUGGUCUGUGGUGGGCCCUUGGGGCUCAGUCAUCGGUCAGGGUGAUGACGUCAUACUCGAUGCCCUGGUGUUGCAGCUGUUGGAUGUGUUCAGGCACUGCCUCCUCUGUGCCAAACAGGCCCUGAGCCUGGGCCAUGGCCGCAUCGGCCACCGCUGCCAGGGGAAGGGAAAGGAUGGUGAGCCUGAGGUCCAGGAGUAGGCCUGGGCCCCUGGCUCCUGCAGUCCUCAGGGGCCAUCCCAUACCUGUGACAGCCGAGUGUGCUGCAGCCUCAAGCUGGGCCUGGGUGACAAGCUGCUGGCCUGGUGACACAGGCACAUACUGGAUCUGGGGGAAUAAGCCAGUGAGAUGGGGCCUUGCAGUGGGCCCAUCCCUGCCCAGCUCCCCAAGGGCCCUACCUGGGACUCCUGAAGGAAUGGAGCCCCCUGUUCAUACUGGAUAUGUGUGAUCUGGCCCUCUUGUACCUGCAGAGAGGAAGCCAACCCCGUGAUUGUGGAAGGAGGAUCUAUGUCCCUCUGCCCUUUGCCCCAGGCCUGGCCUACCUGGAUAUGAUGGCCCUCUGGGACCACGACGUAUUCCUGGGGGAGCAGGUGCUGCACUCCGUCCUGGGAGAUGAUGUACUGUACCUGAAGGGUGGAGAGGAGGCAGGGGCGGGGCCCUCUCACCAGGAGCUCAGCUAGGAAGAUGGAGUAGGGACCAGGGACAGAGGCCAUCAACCAUGGCAGUGACAGACA